Molecule: messenger RNA, 1123 nt
Organism: Acyrthosiphon pisum (pea aphid)
Lineage: Eukaryota; Metazoa; Arthropoda; Insecta; Hemiptera; Aphididae
Exons: 6
Coding region: 473-913 (146 amino acids)
Molecular function (GO): protein binding
Source: RefSeq, a predicted model, not a curated record
GAUAAGCCUUUAAAAUGUAUAAAUCUGAUGGUAUAUGUUCAGCACUACGUGUACAAGUUGUCAAUUUAAUUUUUAAAUAUACUAUGGAAACAUUAGAACUCUUAGGCAAGUGUAUUGUCAUAAGUUCAGUGAAUUUAUUUUAUGAGGAAUGUUAAAAGUUUAUUUUUUUUAAUAGCUUUACCUAUGUAUAAAAGGAUUAUAUAAUUAAAAUUUUUUUCAUUUUGUUUGUAUAAACAUAUUGUAGGUAGUACAACUAAUUGGUUUUUUUAAAAAAAAAUUAGCAUAUUUGUGCGUGCCUGCCUAACGGUAACUUUUUUCUUAGACCAGUAGCGGGCGUUAAGAAAAUUUUAGGUCAGGUGUUUCGACUAAUGAUUUGGAAACUCAUGAUACAGUAAUUAUUCAUGAUUCUUGGAAUCCUCAAAAUACAGGUACACUGCAAGUUUUUUCAAGUGUUAAUCAUUGAAGUCAAGUUAUGAUGUAUUAUUUUGUGACAAGGAAAUUAGUAGAACAACGAGUUACUCAUAUUAUACUCAAAAGAAUUAUUAUGUUAACUCACUUAAGCUUAAAACCUGUAUUUGUAUGUAUUUUUAAUAGCAUAUUGGAUUACUGUUGCUGUAUUAAGACCCUGGACUUAAUAAAUAUACAAUUUACAAUGCAAAAUCUACAGGAAACACCAAUAUCGAAUAGUUGUGAACCUGAAAAAUUUAAGUAUGAAAAGUGGUCUUAUACAGAAAUAUUUGAUAAAAUUCAAAAAUUCCGCAAACAUAAAGUUUUUUGUGAUAUUAAACUGGCAACUGAAGAGGGAAAUAUAAUAUUUGGACAUAAAGCAGUUUUAGCAUCAGCUAGUCCAUAUUUACAUGCAGUAUUCCUUUUACAGCAUGAUAAAGAUACUGUUGUUAUAGGACAAUAUUAGAUUGUACCACAUUACAACUCAUGGUAGAUUUUAUGUAUUCCGGAAAAAUCCUGGUUACCGAAAAAAAAAUGUACAGGCAUUACUACCGGCAGCAAAUCUCUUGUUCUUAAACGAUGUAAAAGAGGCAUGCUGUGAAUUUUUACAGAAACAACUAAAUCCUACAAAUUGUCUUGGUAUAAACGCGUUAGCUGAUAAAUACAGCUGUACUGA